This is a messenger RNA of Cygnus atratus (black swan), 1324 nucleotides long. RefSeq names its product cilia and flagella associated protein 298 (gene CFAP298). The transcript is spliced from 7 exons. The coding region runs from base 126 to 998 and encodes 290 amino acids. The record is from RefSeq and is a predicted model, not a curated record. NCBI's taxonomy places the organism in Eukaryota, Metazoa, Chordata, Aves, Anseriformes, Anatidae. Gene Ontology annotation, biological process: regulation of cilium movement.
CGCCAUAACGGCCACAGCCAACGGCGACGGCCAUGCGCAGAGCGGCGCCGGGGCCGUCUCCGUGAGGGGCCGCCGCCGGUCCGGCCGUGAGGGGCCGCGGCCGUGAGGGGCCGCCGGGUGCCGCCAUGGUGCGGCUGCACGUUAAGCGCGGCGACGAGAGCCAGUUCCUGCUGGAGGCGGCCUGCGGCGCCCGCCUGGCCGAGCUGGCGCCCCUCGUCGCCCGCAUCUACAACGGGAGGCUGAAGGUGCAGCGGCUGUGCUCAGAGAUGGAGGAGCUGGCAGAGCAUGGUGUUUACUUGCCGCUUAAUAUGCAAGGACUGACGGAAGAGCAAAUUGAAGAACUGAAGUUAAAGGAUGAGUGGGCAGAAAAGUGCAUACCAAGUGGUGGGAGUGUCUUCAAGAAGGAUGAAAUUGGACGAAGAAAUGGACAUGCUCCAAAUGAAAAAAUGCAGCAAGUAAUAAAAAAGACAAUAGAGGAAGCCAAGGCAUUAAUCUCUAAGAAACAAGUUCAGGCCAACGUGUGUGUUAAUAUGGAGAUGGUGAAAGAUGCACUGGACCAGCUCCGAGGGGCUGUGAUGAUUGUAUAUCCAAUGGGAUUGCCUCCACAUGAUCCAGUGAGGAUGGAGCUGGAAGAUAAAGAAGACUUGGCGGGGACUCACGCUGGACUUGAAGUUAUAGAAGAAUCUGAAGCACAAUUAUGGUGGGCAGGAAAAGAGUUGAAAGAAACCAAGUUGCUUUCUGACUAUGUAGGCAAAAAUGAGAAAACAACCAUCAUUGUAAAGAUACAGAAAAAAGGACAAGGAGCUCCAGGGCGUGAACCUCUGAUUAGUCAUGAAGAGCAAAAACAGAUGAUGCUGUAUUACUACAAAAAGCAGGAGGAGCUUAAGAAACUAGAAGAGGACGACGACGACUCAUUUCUAAAUGCUGAGUGGGCAGACAGCCAUGCUUUGAAAAGGCAAUUCCAUGGUGUAAAAGACAUCAAGUGGGGGCCAAGAUGAAGCUCUACAAACACCUUUUUGCCUCUUUCUGCUGUUUGGUUGAUACACUUGUUUGCUAAGAGGGGUGUUGCGUGUUAGAUUCUUCUGAGAAAAGCUGAAGUUGUCUCUUCCAUAGCAGAUGCCUCUUUCAGCCUUAGGUUUUUGAUAAAUGUUUACAUUUCUAUGCAACGGUAGCAGCACUUGUCUCUGCGAAGAUUGGAAUCAAUCCUGUUCGUGUUGAUUGUUCUAUUAGAAACUUGUAAUUUGAAUAUUGAAAUAUUAACCUAUUUCAGAGAGAAUAUAUCUAAUAAAUGUGCACUUGGAUUUUGUUUGAGUGCUCUUUAUAA